UCCUUGCUUUAUCCUGGUUGAAGCGGACAUAGGCUAGCUUAGGAAAUAUUGUAAAACUUGAAUAUUGUCGGAUUAGGAGUAGGUCUACACGACUGGAGACUAAUGCACAAUUCGUGUGUUGUAUUGUACCAGAAAGGAAUAAGAUGUUGUAGAACUCUGUGCUGCCGUCUUCACAAACAUUCCAUGAGAUAACCAAGAUCUCACCAUGACCAGGAUCAGACAUGAGGCGGCCAUUUGUUUAUGUUUUCUUGCAUUGGCCUUUGCCAUAGCAACCGUCCGAGGAAUUGAAGAAGUGUGUGUGAAAGAAGGUACUCAGUACCAUGGAACCAGAAACUUCACGAGCACUGGCCUGUCCUGUAUACCAUGGAAAGAUAUCCAGCCAACAUUAUCUGGAGCCUUGUUUCCAGAAUCAAAUGUAGAUGAUGCCAAGAACUAUUGUCGGAACCCAGAGAAGAAAAUCGACGAUUACACCCCCUAUUGUUACAUUGAUGCAAGGACGACUGCAUCUUGUAACAUUGAUAAGUGUUAUGACAAGAAAGGAUUUGAAUUGACAUCCCAGACAUGUGCGAUAACAAUAGAUCAGACGGGGUUCACGAACGGGGAUUACAAAUCUGUCUUCUCAAAAAAUCAUCCCCUUAUGACUAAAGACAUAGGAUUUCCGGGAUGUACGGUGAAAUUUGAUGCGUGUGUUAACUGUAGAUACUACGUUACGGUUGAGGCCAAGUUGCCUGUCUGCAAAGGUGUCAGUGCUGGAUCUCAUCCACUGAAAUGUCCUGGCAAUUGUCAGAGUAUCGCCGUAUUUGAUGGAUCGUACAACACAACGCAAGGAAAGGUGUUCGUGCGGGCCCCAGGGACACCUGAAGACGUUGUUGGCGAAUAUUGGACAACAUCUAAUAGCCUUCAACUUAAAUACUGCCAGAUGAAUUCAAAUGCAGCAGCGCAAGCGGUGGCCUUUAUGAUCACGGUCUACACGACCACUAAAGAGGAGCAUCUCUCAAGCAGCAGCGGGGUGAUCAAGUCGCCUAACUUCCCAUAUGGGUACUUCUCUCGCAGUGAGAUCUAUAUGUAUUCCGUCCAAGCACCAGUCAUCGAUUCCAACAUGACUCUUCUCUUUUAUGACUGGGAUCUCAAUGCCAGCGCCGGCAGCAAAGUCACUAUCAAAUGGGGCCGUGGUAACCUGGCAGAUUCUGUGCAAUAUAUCGCCAGCAGCGUGAGACUCCUACGGCCAGCUCUCUUCAUCCCCUCGACGGAGUUCACGAUCACGUUUGAGACUGGUUCAGUUACCAACUGGCAGCAGGAUCAGGAGGUUGGAUUUCUGGCGAGAUUUAACACUUACGAUGGACCUUUUUGGGUAGAAGAACCAGAUACGCGCUGUGGUGACUACCUGUCGGUUUCUGCGAGCCGUGGCGGCAACCUGACCUACAGUGAGACGCGUGCAGACACAAAAACAACUUAUUACAUCGACUGUAUCUGGGUGGUAGAGAUCCCAAAACUUUACACCAAAUUACAAUAUCAGCUCCUCGAGUACAAAAAUGAUCCAGAAGCCAAGUUGUCUCUGACCAUUCGUAACGGAUUAACGAGCGAAGCUCCAACUGACAUCGGAUUGGAUGCUUCAAAGCGAGUUGCCAGUAAACCUGGCAUUUUCCUGCAUCUAAGUGGAUCUUACAUGAAAUUUGUGUCUCUGAAUGUGGCAUUUGUGACAUAUGCUGAACCCUCUCCUGUUUCAACAUGUUCUCACAUCCCGGGAGCCUUCUUCUGCCCAGAGUAUAAUUUCUGCCUCAGUAACCAGCUGUUUCAGGAAUGGGGUGUGUCGAAGUGUCAAGUAGACAAAGUAGACCCCACAGUUUCUCCGGUCGUCUGUAAUGCUUAUGGCAAGCAUGCUUGUAAGGAUAAAAGUUUGUGUUACACGACGAUUGAGCAGUGUAAUGGUGAAAAAGACUGCAAAGAUGGAAGUGACGAAGAGGACUGUCAGCCCCUUGGACGACCUGUCAGAGAAGAUAGUAGUGUGGCUGCUAUUGUGGCACCCAUAGUGAUAGUAUUCAUCGUUGUCCCAAUCCUCAUUGUGGCAGUCUACCUUUGCAAGAAGAAAUUGGAUGAGAGGAAAGAUGAAGAAUUGAUGACAAAUCGGCAAGGGUUAAUCGAAAGUAAUGGUGGGCAAACCGUUCAAGGUUUUGACAACCUUGGAAUGGAGAUGGAUGAAGUACCCAUCAGUAUGAUAGCCAGAGAGGAAAAGGCGUUGAGUCGGGCCAACUCACAGCAAUUGUUGGGUCCUGAUAGGGAUUCUGUGGUGGUUCAUGGCGCGUCCAGACCUGGCCCACCAAGGGAGACUCAAUCAUACAGGGUGCAAUCACCCUUUGAUAAGACAGUACCUCCUGCCCGAGGCGCUCACUCUUACAGAUUUCCAAAUGACUAUGAUGCCACCUCUGACCUACCAGAGGCAGAGUCACUUACUAACCCCAGGAGGUCUGAUCCACCUUAUGAAAGGCCACCUCCAGUCCCUACUGGGGCCCCUCCAGAUGACCGACAGCACCAGUAUCGGAAACGCAAUGAGAAACCGAUGACGUUGGCAGACUAUCGUCCUGGUGGCAAUCCGAAGAAGCGUCAACCCUCGUAUACUGAAGAUCGUACCCCAGAAGGGAGAUCGUUCAGCGGAGAUCAGCCACAGAGAUAUCCUCCACCACAUCGAGUCAAUGACGGACCGAGAUCACCUGGCGAUGGUGCUAGUGGCAACCAUCUACCAGUGCGUGAACGUGGAGAGAAGUCCCAGCCAAGACGCCGUGGAGACCAGUUGCCUGGAAGAGAAACACAGUCUUAUCGACAUCCACCAACUGAUAACGAUUAUGAUCCCAAGCCAGCACAGAGGCCAAGUCGCUCGUACCGAUUUGAACCAGAUAACCCAGAGGUUGUGUUAAAACCUGAUUACCGACGAGGUCAAGAUGUGCGGCCAAAAUCUCGCCCAAAGGAGAUAGGCGGUGCCCACAAAAAGACUCUAGGCCAGUACAAGCCAAAUGGCAGAGACCCACGAGAUCCUAAACCGCCAAGAGAUCUACAACUGAAGGACGAUCCUGGGCAAUAUAAACCACGAAGGUAUGACCAGUUGCCCGACAGGCAGACGCAGUCGUAUCGUGUUCCUUUACAGUCGUAUGAUGAUGCAGCAGAUCCUGCUGAUGAGCUGCGAUCAAAAUCGUACAGGUUUGCAGAUUCACAGUCAGAAUUAUCACGGACUCCUAAUGCUGGUGCAGCUCCAAAGUCACCAACUCAUGUAAAUAUUGAAAUUUCAGGGACAACCUCAAUAUAAGCGUCAACCAUGCACUAUUAAAAAAUAUGACAUUCUGUGACAGCCUGUACACUUUUAUCAAAUGUUUGCUUGGCCAAUUAUUGUGUACGGAUUAUUGGUUGUAUUACAAAACAUUUUGAUAGUAUUUGGUCAAAAUGCACAAAAAUGACGUGUUCAGUUACUGGUAUUGAAAUAUGCAAAAAUUGUCUUGUAAAUCAUCGAAGAGAAAUAUUUCUUCAAUGCUUACUUAGGACAGGCAGUCUGCUGUUGAUCAUAUGUGAUAAAAUCAUGACUGUAGAAUGUUUGAGGUUAUGAGGGAUUAGUAUGAAAUUUAUGUCCUUAGUUUCAAAAGAUUUGAGCUGAACAUGCUGAACUACACUUGUUUGUAUUACUUGUGGAAGUCACUCCUGUUGAGAUAUUCUCAAAUAUUGAAUAAGAGUUCAUUUUUGAAAUGGUUUUUUCAGAUAGGGGAUUUUUAUUGGGACUUGUGAAAUUUAAAUAAGUUUUAGAUUGAUCUUAUUGACUGUGUUUAUCUGUAUAUAUUCAGUGGAAAAAUGUGUAAAUACCUUUCUCUAUUGAGGUUUGAGCCGUAUGUGUAUAUUUUGUAUUGAUGUUUUCAUGUUGCCUGUGUAUUGCCUGUUUUUAGAUGUUGACAGUUUGCGGUAGAGCUACGUAUGUACAAGGCCUUGACAUGUUUGAUGGGCAUUGUCUGAAAUUUGACCAAUGUCAAAAGAUAUUUUGUUUUAGGUCUGGUAAAAAAGCCUGGGAUAUUUUUUGUGGCAUAUUUGAGCGUAGGAGCAGGGUGUGUGAAAUUUAUUGUAUGACAUAUCGCCAGGGAUUAAACAUGAAACAUUCCAAUAUUUCAAAGACAAAAAAUUACAUUCCAUCCAAGAGUUAUUUUGUUUUAGGUCUGGUAAAAAGCCUGGGAUAUUCUUCGUGGCAUAUUUGAGCGUAGGAGCAGGGUGUGUGAGAUUUAUUGUAUGACAUAUCGCCAGGGAUUAAACAUGAAACAUUCCAGUAUUUCAAAGACAAAAAAUUACAUUCCAUCCAAGAGUUAUGUUACAAAUUUAGUUAUAUCAAUCAUCAUUCCAUUCAUUUAUCAAGAUUAUUCUUGAAUCCAUCCAGAUUGUUUACCUAGGAAAGUAGUUUUGACAAAGUAAACUGGUAGUGGUAUACAGGCCCCGAAUAUCAGAAUUAUCAGGGCACUUAAUUUAUUUAGAAUCAUUUUCACCUUUGGUGAUUGAAAAUGUGAGGGAAGAUUGAUUGUUGGACCACCAACAACCAAGGCUGAUGAUAACACAGUUCUGGCCUUAGUGGCCUUAGUUAAAUUCAAGCCCUCUGUAUAAUAAACUAUCAGUAUCAGUUGGGAAGUAAAAAUUUUACUAUUUGAAGUAAAUAGCUGACUUGCCCUCUACCCAGUAGAUUGCACUGAUGUGUUUUAUCCAAGGAUUAUCAUCUGUUGUGUUUUAAAGUACUGAUCCUCCCUAAAGUUGGGCUUCAUAGUUCGAUGGGAUCAGCUACGUAUAGGUUGUCAACGGACUUCAGACUUGAACCUUGAUCUAUCUUGAGACCUUUCAGUAGAACUUGGAUGAGCUGCUCAGUCACUGCUACAGCUUGAGCAUUUCUAACCAGUAGUCAUUCAUACACCUGCGUAAGGCAAGUUGAACAAAGAGACCUGCCCAAUGCAUGGGGUUUGAACCAGGGUCCUUUUGACCGCUGGCCGAGCAUCUGAGCCACCAGUCCACAGUGGCCUCCUGCAAUGGACACUCUUGACCCGAAAAUGCUGUCCUGAAUCCAGAGGUGAUACUGAUUGGUUGUGACAAUCUUUGGACUCAAAUUAGUGUCCUUGGUAGAUUGGGUAUCCUGUUAGUUUAAGCAUCGGCGAAGCCUGAGGGACAUUCCAUUGUUAUGUAGAUCCAUCCGACAUAUCAAAUAUUGUAAUUCCAUCCAGUAUGUAUCAUUUCAUUAUUAAAAGAAUUCUGUUAACCCCUUUAUUAUUGCGGCCCCAAACUUGUGUAUAUGACUAGUAUAUACACAAAUUUCACUACGAGAAUAAAUGGAAUUUCAGUUACCGAACCGUUCGAUGACAGCAUGAUUAUUUUUGAAUUGUUUUCAUGCUCUUUAAUGUUCAUGUUUUAAUCCUCUCAUGCAGCAAUUAGGCUCGCAAAAAUAAGGGAUUACAUUAUGUCUUUACCAUGUUCGUCCACUAUCUGCACUGAUUCCAGCCAGAAGGUUUGUUAUCAACUUCCGUUCAUCCAUCCAGAAUAAUCCUGCCAUAAUUAUCCAGUUCAUUUACUGUGGCCAAUCGGCAUUCUAGCGAUCUAUAAGCUUUCUGUACAUAUGAUAAUGUUUUAAUCAUUCAAGUAAUUUUUACAUGUGUGUUAACUAUAUUCCAUAUUAUUUGCUUAACCUAUGUACUGCAUUUAGAUGUCAUCGUGAAAGCUUAUAUUAUCAUCUUGUUCUGCAAGACCUAAUUUUUUAAGGGCGUUUUAUUUUGCAAACAACUUUUAUCAUCAAAAAUUAUAAAAAUUGAAAAAAACAUUGAAUUGGAAAUUAGUAUCCGUGAGGGAUUGAUAUGUGCUUCACCAAAGGAUCACACCAAAAUAUAUGUGUACAGUAAACCACAAAAAUGUUGCAUCUUUUUAUUGUUGUGGUUUGUGGAAACAGUUUCACAAUCUAUAUUUUCGUAAAUCAAGAUUAUGAGCGAAAUCUGUAAAAAUAAACUGCUUCUGGAAAUGUUGCAGUUAACUGUCCCAAUAACUGUACCCUCUGGUAUCCCUGAGCAGUGGAACUAAGUAGAAAUUGUAAAUUCAAUGUGAAUUUCACAUACAUGUAUUUGUAGCUUGUUUGAAUACUCCUGCCGUGUUUCCCCGAACACUCAUUAAGAUUUCAAGGCGACUUAAGUUUACAAAUGUCGCGCCAGACCCGAGUUUACCACAUUAACUGUAGCGACAGGUUGCGAUUUUGGAGAUUGGAUUUAAGCAAUUUGUUAAAUAUCAAUGUAUGAAAUAAAACCAGACGUCCUUCUGUGAUAUUGUACUCGCAUCAACUACAAUUGUAUCUGGCAUACUUCUAUUUCCCAUCAUAGUUCUGCGAAAUAGCAAACUCUCUUGCCCCAUGUGGAAUUGAUUUUCUCACUUGCAAAUUGCAUCGUCUGCCAUCUUGUGGCAAAAACAUGUAACUUUCCCGAAAUAACCUGCUCUGCAAGUGCAAGGUGCACUUCAGGCCAUGGUGUUGAGGUCACUGGGUGGGGAAGGCUGUGGCACUAACAUGUAAAGGUACAGCAAUCAGACACUCUAUAAAAUUUGAGAAGACCUUUCACCAAUCCAUCCAUAUUUGAUGUUUGUAUAUUCUAAUGUAUCAAGCCUUGAGAAUUAUGAUUUUUAAUAUAAUGAAUAUAUAUUUAUCAUGCAAAUAA
Messenger RNA from Lineus longissimus, 6695 nucleotides. RefSeq lists its product as uncharacterized. Lineage: Eukaryota; Metazoa; Nemertea; Pilidiophora; Heteronemertea; Lineidae. The transcript is spliced from 14 exons. Bases 206 to 3298 code for a protein of 1030 amino acids. Gene Ontology annotation, molecular function: protein binding. The record is from RefSeq and is a predicted model, not a curated record.